GAUCGAUCGAUAUCAUCCAGCCUGUCGGACGCCCGGGACGCACUGGUGAAUGCGGUGGUGGACUUGGGGAGCGCCUACAAGAGCAACGUCUCCAACCUUCAGCAGUCUGGACUUGUCCUCCUGCAGCCAUGCGUCUCUUCCCCCUCUACAUCCUUGCUCUACUUAAACAGAAAGCCCUGCGGACGGGCACCAGCACGAGGCUGGACGAGCGGGUCUUUGCCAUGUGCGAAUUCAAGACUCAGCCGCUGCAGCAGCUGAUGCGAAUGGUUCAUCCUGACCUCUACCGACUGGACAACAUCUCUGACCAGGGGGCGCUUCAUCUGAACGAUACCGUAGUCCCUCAGCCUCAUCUGCUCCACCUGUCUGCUGAGAGGCUGAGCAGAGAUGGAGCUUUCCUCAUGGACUGUGGCAACGUGUUUUAUCUGUGGAUUGGCAAAUGCUGCAACGAAAUGUUCAUCCGAGAUGUUUUGGGCUGCCCGAACUACGCUUCAAUUCCCCCAACAUGAGUCACAUUCCGGAGCUGGAGACUCCUCUCUCUGAGAGGGUGCGAGCUUUCCUCGACUGGCUCCACGACAACCGAGCGUUCAGCUCCACGAUACAUGUCGUCAAAGAUGAUGCCUCGGCUAAAGCCACUUUGUUCCAGCACCUGGUGGAGGACCGGUCAGAGUGGGCUUCUUCCUAUCAUGAAUUCCUGCAGCACAUUCAGCAGCAAGUGUCCAAGUAGACUCCCAUCACGCUGAGAAAAACUUUGACCACUAGAUUCCUUAAACAAGAGCGUGAAAGGACUUGUAACCUGAUAGAGUGAAAGCUAGUGUUAGCCAGCAAUGGACACCCAUCGCUGCGUCAGACCAGUUUUAGCGAGGCGAGUUUCCUCCCCUUCUUUUAAACGGUCUCAUUCAAAUCAAAGCUUGUUGGUCACCUGCGAUUAGACCAGCAGAAGGGGAGGGAAGAGGUAGUUUUAGAAAAGAAUAACGAGUUACCGAAAAGAAUGAAUGAACGAAUGAAAUUGCUAAAAAACAAACAUCCUGCAGCGGCUCUUGCCGCCUCUUUAACCACUGUCAAACAUUUUAACCUUCUCGUAAAUCCAUCGCUCCCGAGAGGAGGAGGAGAAAGUCGAGCCAAGAAGAUGCCACUUCAACAUCUUUUAUUUCAGUUUGUUUUGUGAGCCUAAAAUGUAGCUUGUGCUUUUUCUUUCUUUUUCUUUCCUUUUUUUUUUUUUUAAUUUCCCGAUACAUUCCCUUCCCUUUGUUUCAUUUCAAGACUGUUUUGAAAACACUGGAGAACAGAAACAAAAAUCGGGCAUGUGCUUUGAACGGCGACACGCAUGCCGCCUUUUUGUCCGCUGCUAGUCUGCUGAUGAGCGACGGCUGCCGGGAACGUGAUGGGACACCAGUCGGAUGUUUAACCCUCCCGUCGGCUCCGUCUUCUCUGCUCCGCUUUAUGAACUCCCGAGUUGUUGAGAUCGCUCUCCAUAAACUUUCCCCCACCCGCCGGCAGUCUUCUCUUCAUUUGUUUUAUCUUUUUUUCUCCAGGCGCUAACUAAGUUGCUACCCACUUUGUAACUACUGAAAGAAUCUUUUAUGUGUGAUUAUUUAUGAACCAGCUUAUUAAAUAAAGACAAAAACAGAACUCUG
This is a messenger RNA of Maylandia zebra (zebra mbuna), 1634 nucleotides long. The record is from RefSeq and is a predicted model, not a curated record. NCBI's taxonomy places the organism in Eukaryota, Metazoa, Chordata, Actinopteri, Cichliformes, Cichlidae.